This is a messenger RNA of Prunus armeniaca (apricot), 1416 nucleotides long. Lineage: Eukaryota; Viridiplantae; Streptophyta; Magnoliopsida; Rosales; Rosaceae. The record is from the annotation of a GenBank genome assembly.
AUGGCGGCAUCUCGGCGGCUCCGGGACCUGCAAUCGCAGCCAGGGAACAAGAUCUGCGUCGACUGCUCCCAGAAGAACCCGCAAUGGGCUUCGGUAUCCUACGGCGUCUUCAUGUGCUUAGAGUGCUCCGGCAAGCACCGCGGCCUCGGCGUUCACAUCUCCUUCGUCCGAUCCGUCACCAUGGACUCCUGGUCCGAGAUCCAGAUCAAGAAGAUGGAGGCCGGCGGCAACGAGCAGCUCAACGCCUUCCUCGCCAGCUACGGCGUCUCCAAGGAGACGGAUAUCGUCACCAAGUACAACACCAACGCCGCCAGCGUCUACCGGGAUCGGAUUCAAGCCCUAGCCGAGGGUCGUCCUUGGCGGGACCCACCCGUCGUGAAGGAGAGCCUAGGGUUCGGGAAAUCAAAGCCACCUUUGGCCCAUGGAGGCGGCGGCGGCAGGGGUGGUAAUUCGGGAAACAAUGGGGGGUGGGAUAGUUGGGACGACGACGGUUUCAGAUCGUCGAACGAUAUAAGGAGGAACCAGUCGACCGGCGACUUCAGAGCUGGUGGUGGUGGUGGUCAUGGUGGUCGUGGGAAUGGUGGAUAUGGAGGAAGCAUGCCCGCCAGGUCGAGGUCUACGGAGGACAUUACGAGAUCGCAAUUUGAGGCCUCGGCGGCGAACAAGGAGAGCUUUUUCGCGAGAAAAAUGGCAGAGAACGAGUCGCGGCCGGACGGGCUCCCGCCCUCGCAGGGCGGGAAGUAUGUCGGGUUUGGAUCGAGUCCCGCGCCUUCCCAGAAUCAUCAGAAUGUGAAUGCGCAAGGCGAUGUGUUAUCUGUUGUUUCUCAGGGUAUUGGUAAGUUAUCUUUGGUUGCUGCGUCUGCGGCUCAGUCGGCUGCGAAUGUAGUCCAGGCAGGCACGAAAGAGCUCACUACAAAGGUGAAAGAGGGUGGCUAUGAUUACAAGGUGAAUGAAACUGUUAAUGUUGUCACUGCAAAGACUACAGAGAUAGGACAUAGGACUUGGGGGAUUAUGAAAGGGGUCAUGGCAAUGGCUUCACAAAAGGUUGAAGAGUACACUAAAGACGGAACAACCUGGAAGGCUGAUAAUAACUGGCAACGAAAUGAUAGUGAGCAAAAUGGAUAUUAUCAAGAGUUUAAACAGGAGAAUAAACAAUGGAAUUCUUCUGGAGGGGGGCAGUCAUCAAGUGGGAAUUUUAAUUCUCAAGGCUCGAGUUCUUGGGAUGAUUGGGACCAAAAAGACAAUAGGAAGCAAGAGACUACUAAGGGAACGGGAUCCAAUAGCAGUGACGGUUGGGCUGGCUGGGAUGAUGGCAAAGACGAUGGAUUUGAUCAUUACCAGAGUGCAUCUGUUUCGAAGGCUGCUGGUCACAAUGGGAAAUCGGAUUCAUCGUGGACUGGGGGAGGCUUUAACUAA